Messenger RNA from Daldinia caldariorum, 2108 nucleotides. Its product is annotated as RNA-binding domain-containing protein. The transcript is spliced from 3 exons. The record is from RefSeq and is a predicted model, not a curated record. Bases 573 to 1841 code for a protein of 422 amino acids. Gene Ontology annotation, molecular function: RNA binding. NCBI's taxonomy places the organism in Eukaryota, Fungi, Ascomycota, Sordariomycetes, Xylariales, Hypoxylaceae.
GCGAAUAGCGCUCGAAGUUAUGUCCUAGCUUGACGAUAGCAAAGAGACGAGAACAAAAUAUUCGACAUUUCAGACAUCACCUGCCUUGUUCUACUUUCUGUCAAGCAGUGCUAUCUAGGACUUGCUUCUCAGGUUAUCAGAGAUUAUCAGAGAUUCCACCACUGGCCCAUGCAUCAUUCAUUACUUCAUCUGAACUCCCCCAGACUUGAUGUAUACCACACCAGCCAGCCACUAUGGACACUUCUAAGGCUAAAGAGGAGGACUACAUCCCAUUCAACUCUGAUUACCAAGAGCCUGAAGCUAGUGGCCAGCUUUUAGACAAAGAUGCACCUAUCGCCCAAAUUUCCGACCAGGCAACUAAAUAUAUAAACCAACCCAACCAAAAGUUAAAGGCUCGGCUAUCAAGACUCAUGGCAAGCCGAAUAGAAGCUCAGUAUGUUUGCCAAGCGGCAAUUACGUUCGCUCAAAGCUAGCAUAUACUGACUUGUUUUCGGCAUUCGGGCGAAUGCACUUUCAUAUUUCGUAAUUAUUCUCGGUGUAAUCAGUACUAACUACUCUGUUUCUUUAGGAAGAUGUUUAUCGGUGGUCUGAAUUGGGAAACAACUGACCAAUCACUUCGCGAUUAUUUCUCCCAGUUCGGCGAGGUGACAGAAUGUACAGUGAUGAGAGAUGGUGCUACGGGCCGAUCGCGAGGGUUCGGAUUCCUGACCUUCAAGGAUCCUAAGACUGUGAACAUUGUUAUGGUCAAAGAGCACUUCUUAGAUGGGAAGAUUAUUGAUCCGAAACGAGCUAUCCCCCGAGAUGAACAGGAGAAGACCAGCAAGAUCUUUGUUGGUGGUGUCAGCCAGGAAACCACCGAGCCGGAAUUCAAGGACUAUUUUGCCCAGUUCGGCCGAGUUGUUGACGCUACCCUGAUGAUGGACAAGGAUACCGGCCGCCCGAGAGGCUUUGGAUUCGUCACGUUUGAGAGUGAGGCAGGUGUUGAAGCUUGUCUCAGUACCCAUCUCGAAAUCCAUGGCAAGCCCAUCGAGGUCAAAAAGGCACAACCCCGAGGCAACAUGCGCGAAGAAGAAGAGGCCACGAGACGCAACAAAUUCAGGAAAGGCGGUAUGGAUGACCAGGGUAGCCCGCAGACCCAGAUGGCCAGCCAGAUGGGUCAAGGAGGCAUGACACCCCAAGUUAUGGCCCAAUAUAUGCAGCGCAUGCAACAAUACAUUCUGAUGCAACAGCAAAUGGUCAUGAACCGAGGCAUGGGAAUGGGGGCUGUGAACCCUGCCAUGAUGCAGAUGAUGCAAAUGCAGCAGAUGCAACAACUUCAGCAACAGAUGGCCCAAGGUGGCAAUCAGAGCGGCCAAAACAACCCGAUGGCAGCCAUGGCCAGUAUGAACCCGGCUCUCAUGCAGCAGAUGCAGCAGCAAAUGCAGAACCAGAUGAUGGGCAAUGGAGGUGCUGGCCAAGGUCAGGGUCAAGGUGACGGAAGUCAACAAGGAUUCAACGACUUCAGUAAUCAACAGCAGAUGUUUGCGCCUCGCGGCGGCGGGGGUCGACGUGGAGGCCGAGGGGGCUAUAAUCAAGGCUACGGUAACAAUAUGGGCGGCGCAGACCCUACCUCGUGGGAGGGUAUGUAUGACGACGUGCCCCAGCCCAAUUUCAACCAAGGUGGCCGUGGAGGUUUCCACCGAAACAGGGGCGUACAUCAACAGAGUCCGACUCCGGCCGAUCCCAACCAUGCUCCGCCGGCUGACGCACCUAAAGGUCCCAAAAAUGCUGGUAAACCCGGUGCAAACUAUCGCGGCGGAGGACGAGGCGGCAGCCGGGGUUUCCAUCCUUAUGGCCGUUAGCAACGCUAAGAAAGGACCGAGAUGUUCCACGAUCUACUUAUUCGUCGCGGUGGUGCUUGAUUAGGAACAAGAGAAAGUCCAAGGCAAGCUUUCACGAGCUAACGAGUGGAUGAAAUCUGACGAAACAAAAAAUCACCACAUUGGAAAGGAUGAAUUCUCAUUGCCGACACACAUUCUUGCAAGCAGCCUUCUUUCUUCAUUGCUUGCGAAUUUUGCAAAUGACUUUUAACCCUUACUCAGAUCAGUCAUUUCGCCUGUACUCAUUAC